Molecule: messenger RNA, 4439 nt
Organism: Pristis pectinata (smalltooth sawfish)
Lineage: Eukaryota; Metazoa; Chordata; Chondrichthyes; Rhinopristiformes; Pristidae
Product: ubiquitin carboxyl-terminal hydrolase 12
Exons: 9
Coding region: 214-1323 (369 amino acids)
Biological process (GO): protein deubiquitination
Cellular component (GO): nucleus; cytosol
Molecular function (GO): cysteine-type endopeptidase activity; cysteine-type deubiquitinase activity
Source: RefSeq, a predicted model, not a curated record
CGUUCCCUCCCCUCUCUCAGGCGCUCCAGUGAUGUACAGUUGGUGGAGCCCAGUACAGUAGCACAGGAACGCAUCUGCAGCGGAACGGCUGUGGGGGGCACGUGGUGUGCAGCCGGUGGUGUUUGCGCGGUGGAGGCGGGUCAGUGGGAGGCGGUGCGGCGGAGGAGCCGGUUCGGUUGCGGGGCACAGUUUGGGCAAUAUGGCGGCGGACGGAUGGAAAUACUGAUGACUGUCAGAAAAAUCGCCUCGAUUUGUACGAUGGGCGCCAAUGCCUCCGCUUUGGAAAAAGAGAUUGGGCCAGAACAGUUUCCCGUAAAUGAGCAUUACUUUGGCUUGGUCAAUUUCGGCAAUACUUGCUAUUGCAAUUCUGUUUUACAAGCACUUUACUUCUGUCGGCCAUUUCGGGAAAAGGUUCUGGCUUACAAGGUGCAGCCCAGGAAGAAAGAAAGCCUGCUUACGUGCCUCUCUGACCUCUUUAAUAGCAUAGCGACACAGAAAAAGAAAGUUGGUGUAAUACCACCAAAGAAAUUCAUAUCAAGAUUAAGAAAAGAAAAUGAAUUGUUUGAUAAUUAUAUGCAGCAAGAUGCACAUGAGUUCCUGAACUAUCUUUUAAACACGAUUGCUGAUCUAUUACAAGAGGAAAAGAAACAGGAGAAACAGAAUGGCAAGAUACAGAAUGGCAAUUUAGAAAGCGAGGAAAGUGAUAAAAUGGAACCAACCUGGGUACACGAAAUAUUCCAAGGAACACUAACAAACGAAACAAGGUGUCUUAAUUGUGAAACGGUCAGUAGCAAAGAUGAAGAUUUUUUGGACCUUUCAGUUGAUGUAGAACAAAACACUUCAAUAACCCAUUGUUUAAGAGGAUUCAGUAACACUGAGACAUUGUGCAGUGAAUAUAAAUACUACUGUGAGCAGUGUCGUAGUAAACAAGAAGCGCAAAAGAGAAUGAGAGUGAAGAAACUACCAAUGAUACUUGCUUUGCAUUUGAAACGUUUCAAAUACAUGGAUCAACUCCAUCGAUACACUAAACUCUCUUACAGGGUGGUUUUUCCCCUGGAGUUGAGGCUCUUUAACACAUCGGGGGAUGCCACCAAUCCAGACCGAAUGUAUGAUCUUGUAGCUGUAGUUGUUCACUGUGGCAGUGGGCCAAAUCGUGGACAUUAUAUCACCAUUGUAAAGAGCCAUGGAUUUUGGUUGCUCUUUGAUGACGAUAUUGUGGAGAAAAUAGAUGCUCAAGCAAUUGAAGAAUUCUAUGGGUUAACAUCAGACAUUUCCAAAAACUCAGAAUCAGGUUAUAUUCUUUUCUACCAAUCAAGGGACUAAGAAAUUUAAAGUAGGAAUUACUUGUCAUCCUGAAGGAAGCUGGUUCUCAACAGCAUUCUCCACUAAUGUGGUGGGACUGAAUCCAGCUAAAGAGAAUGAUGAACAGCAAGGAUACUUUGGUUUGCAGGCUGAGAGUAUGAAUGUAUGCUGACAGCAUGACGGCACAAGACAUUUGUGUUCCUUACCACUCUCUUCCUGUUGCUAUGUAUCAUCUUCCAAAAUCAUUGUACACUAUUUAGGUGAAAAAAAAAGGCAAGUUGGUCCAACUGCUUUUUCUGGUAACUUUUUUUAAAACUGGUUUUCAAUAAUAUAAUUUGACUUUUUUAAGCAUAUUUGACACUACUGUAAAUUAUUUAGUUAUUAAUGUAUUAAGUCAAUUGAUUUCAGCAUUGAAAGCAUUCUGAUAUGGCAAGAACAUUGAUUAUUUUUUUAAAAACCCUAAUUCUGAAAGUUUUGUUUAAGAUUUAAUUUUUUAAUAGAAUGCAUUCUAUUAUUUCUACCCCCAUCAAAAUUAUGGGGGUUCAAUUAUGAUCACUAUUGAAUUUUUAUGCUUAUGAAGCACUGAGGCAUAUUGGCUUGCAGUAGAACUAGUGUGAUCAGGGCUAUAUUUGACAACAGGUGCUGCUGAAUCUUUAAUUCUUGCAACAAACUAAACAAAAUUAUGCAUAUAUAAAGUUGUGAGAAGUGAAUGAAAUUUAAUACCUAUGUAAGUUUAUUCUAAUUUGGAGAUGUCUUGAUCAAUUUUUAUUUUACUCCACCUCAGCUCCAGCUGGCUUAAAUUCUCCCCAUCCUCUCUCCACAAACUAGUAAAUGAACACUCCCUUGGUGACCAGUGGGCCAAGUACAGUGUUAAUGAUGACACUGUGAACACAAGCUCCAGCUUCUGUAAUGGAAAGUUAUUCAGGUCAUUAGAGACAUGUAUUUUGUAUAUUGUGUUCAACAUUUUUACAAACGAAAAGUAUGUGAUUUGAAAACUUGCAGGAUAUACUAUUGUGCAAGACGUACUAUUGAUUGAAAACCUGUUACAAAGUGCACUUUUGAUACAGAUUUAUAAGUAUCUGAACAGGCAUAACUUAUGAGGUGUGUUUUGACACAGUCUUGUAUUCCAAGGAUGCUGCCUGUGUUGAAUAAAGGUAACAAAUGGUCCAAAAGAGAUUCUGAAGUGAUUCUGUGCAGUAUAUAUAAAGUGGCCAAUUAAGGCUCUGGUUUAAUGAAUGGACUUCAAUUAGCAGUUGUUUGUUGUAUCUUCCUGUUUCUGUUCCUUUUAGCCUUUCAGUGCCUUGCACCAUGCCCAUCAACAGAGCCAACUGACUCUUAAGUCCGUACCACUGUAACUUGGAACAAGUUCCUUGGAAUGGUUAUAGGCCCUCCGUGCCACCAUGUGGUACAAACCAUUGAAGCUUCAGCACAUUCUAUUGCUUUGAAUUAUCUUAAUAUUAAACUCUCUCAUGUUAGCUGUGAAGUGUACAGCACGUUGAACUGUGGUGUGAAUUGUUUCCAAACAUGUCUUUCUCUGUGAUAAUUGUGAUGAUGCUAACAAAGGAAAAACAGAUUGAUGUAGAAUAAGCAUUCAGUGGCUAAGAUUACUCCUCAUUGUACCCAGCUGGGAUAAAAUCCACUGCUCUUAGCUUACUUGCAUCAUAUAAUGGGAACAACCAAACAGACAUUGUUGCAGGACAAAGUGCAGCAGGUUUAUUAGAACUUGCUGUUAUAUUGUUCUGCAUUCAGGAUUGCCUAAAACUAAUGUUUUAGGAUAAUCAUUGGAGUUGAGAUAUUUUUCCUGAAUUGUUGUUUGAAUAUGAUCAGAAAAAUUAGUUUUGAUGGAAGUAACAGUCACAUCCACACAAGUCUAUUAAAAAGCUCUGGGGUAAAUUAAUAUCACUUAAUUUACCAUGCUCUUUCCAGAGGAAAAUAGUUUCCAUUAUUUUUAUACUCGAAUGAAUAGAUCUAAGCGAGCAAUGGAUAGUGGAUAUUAUGCAAGGUCUGUAAUAAUUGCAAUCAAUACAGUUUUAAUUUUAGCAAUAUUCUUAAGUGAUGUCCUCUCAUCAGAUCCUGGUUCUGCUUAGAAAAUGGGUGCACUCAGAAUCCUCAUUUGCAUGUGUGCAAAACUUUGUUCUUGUAUUGUUCUUUUGUAACUACAUCAAUAAAUUCAAGAAUAUUGCAUAAGUAAUUUUUUUUCUAAAAUGUACUCUUCAGUCUAUCUCAAAACUGUAUGAAUAUUAUUUUCCACAUCAAUAGCCUUAAAUAUUUUUCUUUAAUUUUUUUUACCAGAUACGGUAAGUUGCUAUUCACAAUGGUUCUUAAAAACAUUCAGUGGUAAUAAUCUUUAUAUCAAUAAAUGCUUAUCUGUCAUUUCAAUCAAUUUUUUCCAGUCAUACUCUUAAGCUACUCCAAAAAUAAAUUGUGUGCUGCAAAUUACACUCCUUUGUAAUGUGCUCUAAAGCUGUGAUGUGUUAGUACAUGCAAAUAUGAUCACUACAUCUCUCAACCAUUUGAACUAGAAAUAGAGCUAGCAAACUUUAACCUGCUGAGUUAGCACAGCAGUUUUGAACCAGAAUAUGAUCCUAUAGGCUAGCAAAAAAGAUAAUGCUUAAGUGUUUGAGUACAUUUUUCUGCUGAGUUCACCGUGACAUUUUUAUUUACUUUUCAGUUAUCACUCUGCCUUUUUGAGCAACUUCCAUGACCUUGCAGUUAGCAUGCCAAUGCAGCAGGAUUUCUAUAAGCAGUGCAGCUCAUAUUUUCAGAUGACUGCAUCCUCACAUCCACCUUAACUGCUUUUGGCACCUUGUUAGCAGAAAUCUUAGGAUCAGUAUUGUUGGCUCCUGGUUGAGAUUCCGGGAAGACUGGGCAAUUAGAUUGAUGAAUAAAAUGGGCAAGAUCCAAUGGAAGUGGUGGUGGCAGCAGAUUUGGUUAAGAUUUCCUUUUGGUUACACUGUUGUGUAUUUCUUCAGAAGUUUAUCAAAUCCCCAUUUAAUUUAUUUAGGCUACUGAUGAUGAAGGUUCUUGAUGGUUGGGGCAAGUGUAGGGAGUGUGUUGGGAGAAAACAGCAUUCCUCUUCCUAGUGUCAAUACCAAACAGUACUAAACUUGGGUGCAGCAGAGUAAGGAGUACUUAAA